UAAAGAUGAAGUAUAAAGUUUCAUUGAAUUUGUUGAUUUUUCUCCAUAAGUUUCUUCUGUUUGAACUUGUUAUCUUAAGAAAGAUAGUUCUUAUGUAUGUAUGUAUGUAUGUAUGUAUGUAUUUAUUUAUUUAUUGGAAGAGACUAUCUUUAUCCCUAUCAACUUCAACUACAGGGCAUCGAUGUUGAUUAAAUGACAGGAGAAAGAGUCAUCAGGCAUUAGUCAUAUGACUAAUAUGUUUUCAGAUAUCCCGGACCUGUAUGUACAUUACACACAGGACUGUUGGGUUUUGCACCUUCUGCUACAAAAACUGGCACCCGCAGUCCAGGAUGAAUGUUUUAGUUACACUCUUGAUGGGAAGGAACAGAGACUCCCCUGGAUGCCUGGUGAUAAGGGUUAGCAGAGAAUUUGUAUGACGUCCACAUUCUCACUAGUGACCAAUGCAUCUAUAGCCAGACCCUGCCAUGUGCUCAGGGCCUCAGUGCCCCGUAUUUGCUCAUAUUGACACCCUGGGUUUCUCUGUUCCCCCAUAACUUUACUCGCUAAGGGCUUUUGCUUACUGUGGUCUCCAGUCUACCCCAAAACAUUCUUCCUGCCCGUGUGCCUCACUAGCUCAGUCUAGGUUUCCAAAAUUCAUACUCCAGAGAGCUUGAAUACAAUUGGUCAAGUUCAUCUUUUCACAGUAGGUCAUGUCCUUGGUCACUGCCUAUCUUGGUUAGUUUCCUAUCCCUGGCCCAUUUAGCUGUAACCUGAGGUGAGAGCUGAGGGUCAUCUGGAUGUGAGUUGGUUGUUUCAGAAACAGGAUGGGGGAAGGACUGGGCAAUUUACCUUAGAAAGACGAGCGAGUGGAUACUCAGGUACUAACUGGUGUUUCAAGGCAAGCAGAGUUUCAAUUUUGGUUGCUUUUCGUGAGGAAAACCAGAAGUUCAAAGCUGCUUUUAUACUGUCAUGGAAUUCAGAUAGUGUUUAGAGCAGUGCCCAAUGGAAACAUGUUUGCUAAUGAGGACAAGUGAAGAAUUUGGGCCAUUAUCGAUGUAGUUGAGUCCCAGUUGAGUCUGCUGUCAUCUGGGCUGUUAGACAAAAACACACACUCCAGAUCAAAAACCUGAUUUUUAUUUUAACCCGAAUCACCCGGAUCACAGCAGGAUUUUGCUUGAAUGACCCAGACAGAUUGCAUCAAUUUUCUGCUUUACUUUGCUUGUGGAGACCGGGCUGUUAGUGGUUACUUCUGGAAUGAGAAAAUGUAUUAAAAAAAGGUUGGAACCUGGAAAGAUUUCUAGAAUAGUAUUAUACUGUUUUACUUGUUCUUUUCUUCUUACUUGUUUUUUUCAUUAUUCAGCCUAAUCUAGUAAUCUAGUAUUCAGUCUAAUCUAGUAAUCUAAUUUAAUUAGAAAAUUGUCCUCAAGAGAGGUGUUUUUUUUUCCUAUAAGAAAGCACAGGAUAUUUUAAAACAGUGUUAGUCUAAGCCGACAUUUUAAUUUUUUAGUGAGCUUUUUAGAAUGAUAAGCUUUAAGAUGAUUCAUAAUAACACUUCAAUGUCAAUCUAUAGAAAGUAUUCUUAGCCAUCCACUGAUAAACUUGGGUGCUUAUGUCCUGAGUUUGAAUGCUGACUCCAGCUCUAACAUCUUGGCAUCCUAUGGUUUCCUCCUCUGUAUGAUGGGUUUGUGGUAGUACUUACCUCACUGGGUUGUUGUAAAAGUGCUUAGAACAGUAUGUGACUUCUUGUAUGUGUCCAGAGACAUUUGCUACUCUUUUUUUCUUCCCCACUUGAGAAAGCACAUAUUGGAAUGCAAAUAAAUGCCAAUCAUGGUCUUUUAAAGAUAAUUAAUCUAAUUUGUAUUUUAUAGGAAUUUUACAGUCUACAUUUAUAUUUUCCAAUGAAAAGAAAGUAAUCUAUAACCUUCAGUUUAGAACCCACCAGCUGUCCUAUUUUGAGAACUGUUGCUGUAAGUGGUUUUCUUCUCUGUAUUGAUGGGUACAUUGGAUCUUAACAGGUAGCUAAAUGGUAUUUGGAAAGCAUAGUUCAUCCAUUCUGGCAAAUAAAAUAAUUGAAGGAUUUCAUGAACUUAGACAAAGAUAUUUUGCUCUUAAAAUGUUUAAACUGUUCAAAACAUCUUACUGAAGAACUCACCUUUCUCCAGAAACCCUGAUAAAAAUAAUUAAAAGCUAACAAAACCUCGAUGUUGCACUAGUACGCAUGACUGUUCUUUUUGUAAGUGGAUCUUGUUGAAAUUUGUGUCUCUUAAACCAAAAUUAAAUACUGGACAUAUUAGCUGAGCUGUUCGGCUCUACAUAUUCUGGAGAAAUUAAUUUCAGACUGAUUUGCAUAUUCAAAUUAUAUUAUGGGCUAAUUCACAUGUAUAGAGGAGACUGAAGACAGUUAAGAUCCUUUAUUUCAAAAUGUUUUAAAGUGUUGAUUGUGAGAAUUUUGAUUUUCUUUCUAUCCUAAGGCAGAUUAGAGCUGCAUCCCCUGCCCUACAGAUGUCAACCUGCUCUUGGAGGUUCUAGAAAGCCCAGUAGCAAGAUAGGCUCCUUCAUCGUCUCCUCUACCAUUCUCACUUCCAGAAAACCUAACCUUCCUAAGACCUUGAAGAGUAGAAACAUCUAACAUAUUUUUAAAAAUCCUUUACAAUAAAUACUAUGUGAAGCACAGCCGGCUUUAUAAGCUAUUACCAUGUUAACAUUAUUUCUUUAACUUCAAUAUACUUCUUAGCCCAUUUUCUAUUUCAGGAUGUUUAUCUCCGUGUAAACAAAAUGAAACACCGCACAAACUCUUAAAUGGCUGCGGGAAAUGCCAGACAGUUUAUGGAAAGAUCAAAUGACAGAAGGAAUGGCCUAAGAGUUGGCGAGAAGCUGAGUCCCUGCAGGUUACUGAAGUCAGGAACCUAAUUAAUCAGUGACAAGAAUGCAGUGGGUUGUUGAGUCAAUGGCUGAAUGGGAAAGUUAUAAAAAUGCUCGCAGAAGACAUGUCCUCACUCCUGCGCUGAGCUGUAACUAAUUUUGGAUUAACAAAAUUUAUGUGCUGAAUGAAUGCUUUCUUUUUUUUUUUUUUUCCCCAACUUGACAUGCCCGUCUAGACCUCAAACUUUAUUAGUAGUGAAGAGAAACAUCAGCUGGAUUACUGGAAAAAAAAUUCAGGCAGAUUAACAGAUUACUUACCCUUUGUUAAACGUCUCUCUUGCCUGAAGUGCUAAGAAAGUGAGGGUCAGGUCUUGUGUGGAGAAAGGAAGACCGCCCCCUCCUCUGUUCUGUACAGGAGAGUUUCCACUCCUAGUCAAAUGGUGGUGCUAGUUCUUUAUUUUUGACUUGUUGCGUUUCCUAAUUUCAUGGUCAUAACAGCCUCCUGUCUACUGCUUCAGAACGGAUUUCACCAAAACUGAAAAUGCAGUCUCCAUGCUCAGAAGCUUCUUAACGGGCUUGAAAGGUUAGUGUUCCUUUCUCUUGCCCAUUCUGUAGCAUAAGAAGACAGUCUUUGAGUGGCAUUCUUCUCCUCGAGUAGGUACUCCCAUUUCUUUUCCUCAAUGUGGCCGGUCGGCUGCUGAGCCCUCUGCCGCGCGGGGAGACCGUGUGCGCCUUGCCCACGGCCACUGACCAUGACCAUGACCCUCCACACCAAAGCGUCUGGAAUGGCCCUGCUGCAUCAAAUCCAAGGGAACGAGCUGGAGACCCUGAACCGCCCGCAGCUCAAGAUCCCCCUGGAGCGGCCCCUGGGCGAGGUGUACGUGGACGGCAGCAAGCCCGCCGUGUACAACUAUCCCGAGGGCGCCGCGUACGACUUCAACGCCGCGCCCGCCGCCUCCGCGCCGGUCUACGGCCAGUCGGGCCUCGCCUAUGGCUCCGGGUCCGAGGCGGCGGCGUUCGGCGCCAACGGCCUGGGGGGCUUCCCGCCGCUCAACAGCGUGUCUCCGAGCCCGCUGGUGCUGCUGCACCCGCCGCCGCAGCUCUCGCCCUUCCUGCACCCCCACGGCCAGCAGGUGCCCUAUUACCUGGAGAACGAGCCGAGCGGCUACGCCGUGCGCGAGGCCGGUCCUCCCGCGUUCUACAGGCCAAAUUCAGACAAUCGGCGCCAGAGUGGCAGAGAGAGAUUGGCCAGUACUGGUGAUAAGGGAAGCAUGGCCAUGGAGUCUGCCAAGGAGACCCGCUACUGUGCAGUAUGCAAUGACUAUGCCUCAGGCUACCAUUAUGGAGUAUGGUCCUGUGAGGGCUGUAAGGCCUUCUUCAAGAGAAGUAUUCAAGGACAUAAUGACUACAUGUGUCCAGCUACCAACCAGUGCACGAUCGAUAAGAACAGGAGGAAGAGUUGUCAGGCCUGCCGGCUCCGGAAGUGCUAUGAAGUAGGCAUGAUGAAAGGCGGAAUACGGAAAGACCGAAGAGGAGGAAGAAUGUUGAAACACAAGCGCCAGAGAGAUGAGGGGGAGGGCAGGAAUGAAGUGGGGUCUUCCGGAGAUGUGAGGGCUUCCAACCUUUGGCCAAGCCCUCUCUUGAUUAAGCAUACUAAGAAGAACAGUCCAGCCUUGUCCCUGACAGCCGAUCAGAUGGUCAGUGCCUUGUUGGAGGCUGAGCCCCCCAUAAUCUAUUCCGACUACGAUCCUUCCAGACCCUUCAGUGAGGCUUCGAUGAUGGGCUUGCUGACCAACCUUGCUGACAGGGAGCUGGUUCACAUGAUCAACUGGGCAAAGAGGGUGCCAGGCUUUGUUGAUUUGAGCCUCCACGAUCAGGUUCACCUUCUGGAAUGUGCCUGGCUAGAGAUCCUGAUGAUUGGACUUGUCUGGCGCUCCAUGGAGCAUCCAGGGAAGCUCCUAUUUGCUCCCAACUUGCUCCUGGACAGGAACCAGGGAAAAUGUGUAGAGGGGAUGGUGGAGAUCUUUGACAUGUUGCUGGCUACGUCAUCUCGAUUUCGCAUGAUGAAUCUCCAGGGAGAGGAGUUCGUGUGUCUCAAAUCCAUCAUUUUGCUUAAUUCUGGAGUGUACACAUUUCUGUCCAGCACCCUGAAGUCUCUGGAAGAGAAGGACCAUAUCCAUCGUGUCUUGGACAAGAUCACAGACACCUUGAUCCACCUGAUGGCCAAAGCGGGCCUGUCUCUGCAGCAGCAGCACCGGCGUCUGGCCCAGCUCCUCCUCAUCCUGUCCCACAUCAGGCACAUGAGUAACAAAGGCAUGGAGCACCUGUACAACAUGAAAUGCAAAAACGUAGUGCCUCUCUACGACCUGCUGUUGGAGAUGCUGGACGCCCACCGCCUGCACGCCCCAGCCAACCGGGGGGGCGCACCCAUGGAGGAGAUGAACCAGAGCCAGCUGGCCACCACGGGCUCAACUUCAGCACAUUCCUUGCAAGCAUAUUACAUCACUGAGGAGGCAGGGGCUUUCCCCACCACAGUCUGAGAGCUCCCAGGCUCCCCCAAGGUCCUGAGAAUCCCUGCAGCAUGUUACCCACAUCAUGCAUCACGAUAGCAGAGUUCUCCUACGCGCACUCGGCAUGCAUCCGCCAUCGUGGCUUCCUAAUAUGAGUGGCCAUCCGUCUGCUUGCUCAGUUCUUAGUGGCACGCCUUCUUUUGGGAACAGCCAAAGGGAUUCCAGGGCUAAAUUCUUUGUAAUGGCUCUCUCUGCCCCCUUUGCUACAUUGCUAAGCAUGAGGAUUCUGUAACUUUUCAUGACUGAACUCAGUCUAUGAGCUGGGACUCAGGUGACUGUGCAUUUAAGCUACUCGUUGAGACCCAGGCCUGGAGAGUGGACAUUUCAUCUCUGUGAAGCGUUUACUGGCUCUAAGAAAAAGCCACAGGAAAGGCGUGACAGUGGCUCCUUUAAUUGCUGACUUGGAGAAAGCUAGGUCAAGGGUUCAUUAUGGCAUCAUCUUGUAUUCCUAUAGUAACGGAUCAUUUUAUUAAAGUAAUACCUUAAGGCUUUUGCUCUGUUGCAUGGCUGUAGGCAGAAUGUUCAGUGAUUGUCUAUUCAUUUGCCCUAUAGGAAUACAAGAUGCCCACAGAGAAGGAAGGUCCCCUAACUGUCAAAACUUUUUCAACUUAAUACACUGCACCUUCAGAUUUGCUGAAUGCUCCUCCACUGGUUUUUGAGAACACUAUGUACACACAGGUCAUGGGUUCCAGUUAAUUCUUGCUUCCCAUGGACCCAUCAAUAGCAAGUUGAUCCCAAUUAAGUCACCUCUACAUAUACCAGUUUCCCUUUGAGGGAUAAAUUCUUGUGUUUUGUUUGUUUUGUUUUGUUUGUUUGUUUUGUUUUGUUUUGUUUUGUUUUCAUUUUAUGAGAGAAAGCCCUCUCCCCUCAGGACUUGGCAGUAUAUCCGCUUCAGGACCUGUUCUGGUGUGGUCUCACACUUGCCAGCAGAGGGCGUUCUACUCGGAUCUCCCUGGUGUGUGACUUCACACGGAAGGUGAAUUAGUCGCUUGUAGUGCCCAGCAUAUGACCAAGAACGGUUCAAAAGAGUGGGCACCCUGGUGACACUUUUAGCCCUGGGGAACUGGGGUAAAUAGUAAAUGUGCAUGACUAUUGUAAGUCUUGGAGAACAGGAGGGCAGAAACCAGAUAAACCUGAGAGGCUCAUGGUGGACCUGCACAGGCCGCAGGUAACCCCGAGAGCCCCUGGCAGGCCCCAUGUGCACUGUGGGGCUGCCCUGGGAUCCGCGGGAAGCCCUUCUGUCCUUGCCACCUGGCUGGCAGCAGCAGCAGUAGAAAGCCGCAUUCCUGAGGUUUUCCCAGCACACUUUGGGGUGAUGGGGCCAGAGGGUCGGGAUCAGACACACCCUACUGGGGUUGCCGGGGACCUGGUCAGCCUACGUGUGUUCUUGGUUGUCUAGAGCUCAUCCAACAACCAGGGUUUGGCCUUGGGGAAAAAACUUCCCCCAAAGCUCAUUUCAUCCAACUUCAUAAGCCAAGCGCGCGUGUCUAAAGUUGGGCCAUAGGAGUCCGUUGACCUAUAGGCUAAACCAGAAAGGCUCACUGGGGCCACAGGGCAGUCUUCCCCAGGCCUUUGCAUCUCCAGAGCCAACUAUGGGUCAUCUCUUCUUCUCAGCCAAAAAGUAAGUCUGGUUUCCUCCAGUGACUUCAGUUUCUAUGAUUUGAACCCCAUUGAGAGGUGAUGUGUUAGCCAACAACACAGCCAAGCUUCGAGGGCAUCUCUUGGGACGCCUGUUUUAAAAGGUGGAUUUCAUUUCAUUUUUGAUUACUUAGUAAGCGAUCACCAAAGGACUGGGAACCUGGGAGGGCCAAAAAAAAAAAAAAAGUUAAGUUUUUUUUUCAUUUUAUGUGCAUCUGAAUUUAGGGGCAAUUUUGUGUAUCUGCAGUAAGGAUAUGUUUAGAACAUAAUUCUUUUGUUUUUGUUUAAGAAGACCUUAUGUAGUAUAAUAUAUUUUGUUUUUGAAAUUGCAAUGCUUGUUUAUCAGACAAUUGAAUGUAGUAAUUCCGUUCUGGAUUUAAUUUGACUGGGUUAACAUGCAAAACCCACGAAAAAUAUUUAGUUUUUUUUUGUAGAGCUACCUUGUCAUGUAUGCGGUCAUUGAUGCCUAAGGCCUGGUGAUUAUUCAUUUAAAUGAAGAUCACAUUUCAUAUCAACUUUUGUAUCCACAGUAGACAAAAUAGCACUAAUCCAGAUGCCUAUUGUUGGAUAUUGAAUGAUAGACAAUCUUAUGUAGCAGAGAUUAUGCCUGCAAAGGAAAAUUAUUCAGGGCAGCUAAUUUUGCUUUACCAAAAUAUCAGUAGUAAUAUUUUUGGACAGUACCUAAUGGGUCAGUGGGUUCUUUUUAAUGUUUAUACUUAGAUUUUCUUUUAAAAAAAUAAAAACAGACAAAAAAAUUCUAGUACUAUAGAUGAUGUAAUACCAGCUAAAUCCAAACAAUAAUAAAGUGGAGGGUUUUACAUUAUUCAUCUAAUGUGUUUGUAUUCAUGUUACGAUACUACUACAUUUGAAAUGGGCAGAGAACACCAGAUGGUUGGAGUGUUAGCCCAGGAAUCUCAAAUAAUUUUAGAAAUCUCUUCUUGUUCUUAUUUGAAGUGCCACUAAUGGACAGCUGACACUUUGCAGCUGAUACUGCUGUUGGGGGUAGGGAACAUGUUGUCUUCCCCACCCCCUCCACACUCGGAGGCAAUUUAAGUUUUGAAAGACAUGAUCAACCUGGGGUUAGGGUAGGGUGGGGAACUAAGGUCAGGAAUUUGGAGAGUGGGAAAUACAGUAAUAAAAGCCUUGAAAGUAUUUUGAGGCAGAUCGAUACUGGCACCUGGGGUAUGCACCGGGGUUCUGUAUUCCACUCGUGUCCUGUAAACUACAAAUGACAGCCAUUUCUAAAAUGGCAGCUGGAAUUCUAUGGAAGAAGAAGCGUCAUCCACAGUCUAAGGUCUAAGUCUAAGGAACCGCUAGCGGUCUAUGUUUCUUUUGGCCAUUGCCAAGCUCCAAGCUUGCAGUUUACUAUGGUAAUGAUUCCGUAAUGCUGUCAUGCAACAGAGAGGCUAGUUCAUCCAAAGAGAAGACCCUACGUAGGUCGCAAAAUCCAGUCCCUAAGGAAGUUCAGUCAUUGGUUAGAUUUUCCUGUUAAUCUUGCAAGGCCGUCUAACUAUGCCAUAUCCCAUGCUUUCUGGGGGCUGAACAAAUAAGGGACUUACCGGUAAUUUACUCUUGAUCACAUUAAGGUGUUCUCGCAUGAAAAUCUUAUACAUUGAAAUGGCCACUGAUUUAGGCCAUCGGUUUGGAGUACCCCUACAUGAAACCAAUUCCAAAUCCCUUCCUAUUCAUACUUUCCUACUCUGAGAUGGCCUGUGGAUGCCGGGAAUGGUCACUAGGACCGUAGUAAUGUCUAAUAUUCACAGGCAAAUCUGCUUUGGGAAACUAGUUAUUUGGAAGGCAAAUAGAGUUGUAUAGUAGUUUAUGAGGCAACCAUGAUUCUUUUCAGUACAAGGCUUGGGAGGAUGAUCCAGAUUACACUGCACUCUUCCCAGGUGAACUCCCUGAAAACUUACUCUCAACUGGAGCAAAUGAAUUAAACUGUGGUUGGUCCCAAAUAUUCAUCUUUCCAUUAGUGUGAUUCCUCUGUUUCUAACUGCAUUUCCUUUUCAUCUGGAUUAAAGUGAGUGUGGCCUCUUUCUAAGUCGUUUAAAAUUGUUUUCUAAGUAAUCGCUGCCUCUGUUACGGCACUUCAGUUUUGCACUGUCUUUCAGAGAUUGAAGAAAAAUUUCUAUUCUUUGUGUUUUUUUUGCAUCCAAAUGUGCCUGAACUUUUUAAAUAUGUAAAUGCUGCCAUGUUCCAAAUCCAUCUUCAGUGUCUUUGUAUAGAGCUGUGUACCCUGGAAACAACAUUCAGCCCCAUGAGCAGGUGCCUGAGAUGUGGACCCCUUUGCAUUUACAGAGAGGUCAUUGGUCAUAGAGACUUGAAUUCAUAAGUGACAUUAUGCCAGUUUAUGUUCUCUCACAGCUUAUAAACAAUGCUUUUUGUACACAUCUUCUUCAAUGUAGAGCUCUUGUUUUAUGGGAAAAGGCUGAAAUGCCAAAUUGUGUCUCACGGUUUAAUAUGCCUUUUCGCUGAUGCAUACUAUUAUCGAUGUGAUUCUGUUUUGUUGCAGCUUUGCUUUGUUUAAUGAAACACAAUUGUAAACCUCUUUUGCACCUUUAAAAAGUAAGGAGUCCAGUGGGAUGCUCAAGCACCUGUAAACAAUUUUCUCAAUCUGUUUGAUGUUCAAAUAAAAAUUAAACAAAUGACAACA
This is a messenger RNA of Acinonyx jubatus (cheetah), 9702 nucleotides long. RefSeq names its product estrogen receptor 1 (gene ESR1). Gene Ontology annotation, cellular component: nucleus. NCBI's taxonomy places the organism in Eukaryota, Metazoa, Chordata, Mammalia, Carnivora, Felidae. Gene Ontology annotation, molecular function: zinc ion binding; nuclear estrogen receptor activity; steroid binding. Gene Ontology annotation, biological process: regulation of DNA-templated transcription; steroid hormone receptor signaling pathway. Bases 3594 to 5381 code for a protein of 595 amino acids. The record is from RefSeq and is a predicted model, not a curated record. The transcript is spliced from 9 exons.